AUGCAGUCCCGGCUCCUGCUCCUCCGGACGCCCGGCUACAGCAGCCCGGCCGCGCGGCGCGUGCGGCUGCUCCUGCGGCAGGUGAUCUGGGGCAGGCCGAGCCGUGACGGGCGGCAGCCAGAGAUCAGACUGUUGCACACUGGGGCUGGGGCUGAAACAGGUGAUACGAUUAAUAUUGGAGAUGUCUCCUACAAGUUGAAAACUCCUAAGAGCCCGGAACUAGUGCCACAGAAUUACAUUUCAGACUCUGUGGCUCAAUCUGUAGUUCAACAUCUAAGAUGGAUAAUGCAGAAAGAUCUUUUGGGACAAGACAUCUUUCUCAUAGGACCACCUGGGCCUCUUCGGCGCUCUAUUGCUAUGCAGUACUUGGAACUGACGAGAAGGGAGGUUGAGUACAUUGCCCUGUCAAGGGACACCACGGAAACUGAUCUCAAACAGCGUCGUGAGAUCCGUGCUGGCACAGCUUUUUAUAUUGAUCAGUGUGCAGUUCGUGCAGCCACAGAAGGCAGAACUCUUGUUUUGGAAGGUUUGGAAAAGGCGGAAAGGAAUGUCCUGCCUGUUUUGAACAACUUGCUGGAAAAUAGGGAGAUGCAGCUUGAAGAUGGACGCUUCCUGAUGUCUGCUGAGCGUUACGACAAACUUCUCCAGGAUCACACCAAAUCAGAGUUGGAUGCUUGGAAGAUUGUCCGUGUUAGUGAAAAUUUCCGAGUGAUCGCGUUGGGCUUGCCAGUACCUAGAUACUCUGGGAAUCCGUUAGACCCCCCUCUCCGUUCUCGAUUUCAAGCUAGAGAUAUUUAUUAUCUACCCUUCAAGGACCAACUUAAGCUGCUGUAUUCAGUUGGAGCCAAUGUUCCUGCUGAGAAAGUUUCUCAGCUUUUGUCCUUUGCCACAACUCUCUGUUCUCAAGAAUCUUCUACUCUUGGACUUCCAGAUUUUCCUUUAGAUAGUUUACCCGCUGCUGUUCAAAUCUUGGAUUCCUUUCCUAUGAUGUCAAUCAAACAUGCAAUCCAGUGGCUUUACCCAUACACUAUAUUAUUAGGACAUGAAGGGAAGAUGGCCGUGGAAGGUGUUUUAAAACGCUUUGAACUCCAGGAUUCAAGAAGCUCUGUACUUCCUAAAGAGAUUGUAAGAGUGGAGAGGAUAACUGGAAACCAUGUCUCCCAAGCGUCUGUGACUAUACAGAUUGCAGAAAAGGAGGUGACCAUUAAGGUGCCAGCUGGGACCAAGCCAUUAAGUCAACCUUGUUCCUCAGACCAUUUCAUACAGACUUUAAGCCAUAAGCAACUACUGGCUGAAAUGAUGCAGUCUCACAUGGUUAAAGACUUAUGCUUAAUUGGAGGAAAAGGUUGUGGAAAAACAGUCAUUGUUAAGAACUUUGCUGACACAUUAGGAUACAACAUAGAACCCAUCAUGCUCUAUCAGGAUAUGACAGCACGGGAUCUACUACAGCAGAGAUACACACUCCCAAAUGGAGACACUGCCUGGCGGUCCUCAUCCCUUGUGAAUGCUGCACUGGAAGGAAAACUUGUCCUCUUGGAUGGCAUUCACCGGGUCAACACGGGCACACUUGCUGUACUGCAAAGGUUAAUCCAUGAUCGAGAGUUGAGCCUCUAUGAUGGCUCUAGGCUGCUGAGAGCAGACAGGUAUAUACGUUUAAAAGAGGAGCUGCAGAUGUCUGAUGAACAACUACGGAAGAGAUCCAUUUUUCCUAUCCAUCCCUCCUUCAGAAUCAUUGCUUUAGCAGAGCCCCCUGUUAUUGGAAGCACUACACAGCAAUGGUUGGGUCCAGAAUUCUUAACCAUGUUCUUUUUCCAUUACAUGAAACCACUGGUCAAAAGUGAAGAAAUCCAAGUGAUUAAAGAAAUGGUCCCAAAUAUACCCCAGGAAGCUUUGGACAAAUUGCUGUCAUUUACACACAAACUCAGAGAGACACAGGACCCAACGGCACAGUCAUUGGCAGCAUCACUUUCUACCCGACAACUGUUGCGGAUUUCUCGUCGGCUGUCACUGUAUCCUAAUGAAAAUCUUCACAGUGCUGUUACUAAAGCCUGCCUUUCCAGGUUUUUACCAAGCCUUGCAAGGUCAGCACUAGAAAAAAAUCUGGCAGAUGCUGCCAUAGAAAGGACAGUUGAUAAUAAUCUGGAACCAGAAUUGAAGGAUUACAGAUGUGAGGUAGCAUCGGGCUCUCUGAGGAUUGGAACUGUCACUGCACCGAUACAUAAUGCCCAUGAGAAAAUGAAAGUGCCUGAUGUUCUAUUCUAUGACAACAUUCAGCACAUGAUAGUGAUGGAAGAUAUGCUAAAAGACUUUCUUCUUGGAGAACACUUGUUAUUGGUUGGUAACCAGGGUGUAGGAAAGAACAAGAUUGUUGACAGAUUCCUUCACCUGCUCAACAGGCCCCGAGAAUAUAUCCAGCUGCACCGGGAUACCACGGUGCAAACCCUUACUCUUCAGCCUUCUGUUAAAGAUGGACUUAUUGUGUAUGAAGACUCACCUUUGGUUAAAGCAGUAAAGUUGGGCCAUGUUCUAGUAAUAGAUGAGGCAGACAAGGCUCCAACAAAUGUCACCUGUAUUUUAAAAACUCUAGUAGAAAAUGGAGAAAUGAUUCUAGCAGAUGGAAGACGAAUUGUUGCAAAUUCUGCUAACGUGAAUGGAAGAGAAAAUGUUGUAGUGAUUCAUCCUGAUUUUAGGAUGAUCGUUCUGGCCAACAGACCUGGAUUUCCUUUCCUAGGCAAUGAUUUCUUCAGUACUUUAGGAGAUAUUUUUAGCUGCCAUGCAGUUGACAAUCCCAGACCCAAUUCAGAGCUUGAGAUGCUCAGACAAUAUGGACCAAACGUGCCCGAGCCAAUCCUUCAGAAGCUUGUGGCUGCCUUUGGAGAGCUGAGGACCUUGGCUGACCAGGGGAUUAUUAACUAUCCUUAUUCUACCAGAGAAGUCGUCAACAUAGUCAGACAUCUACAGAAAUUUCCCACUGAAGGUCUCUCCAGUGUGGUUAGGAACGUGUUUGACUUUGAUUCCUACAACAAUGACAUGAGGGAGAUUUUGAUCAGCACUUUACACAAAUACGGCAUACCUAUCGGAGCAAAACCUACCAGUGUGCAGCUAGCAAAGGAGUUGCCUCUGCCAGAACAGAUAUUCAUGGGUUAUUGGACAAUUGGUCAGUCAAGAAAUGGAAAGCAAAAACUGUUGUGCCCAGCAGAAACUCAUCAUAUAGACAUAAAGGGUCCAGUGCAUAUAAACAUACAGGAGUAUACAAUAGAAAGGCAUGAAGAAAGAUCCCUCAACUUUACUGAAGAGUGUGCCUCCUGGAAGUUACCACUGGAUGAAGUUAACUUAGUCUGUGACAUUGCUACAUUACAGGAAAAUGAAGAGAAUACUCUGUAUGUAGCUCUAUGCAAUCCUGUUACCUUACACUUCAUGGAUAUGACUGGGAAAAGUGCCCACUUUGUGGAUCUUUUUGACAUCUUCCCAAGAGUAGCCAGUGGAAUUUGGCAGCCGUUUGUGACAGUGGCACCUCUGGGAAAUCCCCUCAAAGGUCAAGUGGUUCUCCAUGAGCAGCAGAGUAAUGUCAUCCUGUUGUUAGAUACCACUAGCUGGGCCCUUCGUCGCCUUAUCGUCUGUUCAGAAGAAGAGAACGCAUCUAAGAGAUCUUCCUGGUGGAACAAGGAGGAGGUUGAAACUUAUAAAAUGUGCAAAGAAUUUUCACACAAAAACUGGCUAGUGUUCUACAAAGAAAAUGGGAACAGCCUCACUGUGCUGGAUGUUCUAGAAGGGCGAACUCAUACCAUCUCACUUCCCAUCACUCUCAAGACAGUUUUCCUUGUAGCAGAAGACAAGUGGCUUCUGGUGGAGAACAAAACGCAUCAGAAAUAUCUCUUAACUAAGUCUGCAAACAUUGAUUCUGAGGAUAGUGGGGUUUGCCAGUUGCACAUGUUGAAAGAAGAGCCGCCUAGCACAGGGUUUGGAGUUAAACAAGAGACAGAGCUCAGCAUACCUCAUAAAGUUUCAAGUGAUCAACUCUCAUCUGAAAAUCUAAGUUCAGCUGUGGGACAAAGAAUUGCCUCUCCUAACCGAAUCCUUUCAGAUGAGAACAGUUACGCUACAAUAGUUGUUGGCUUCCCAGAUCUUCUGUCACCCAGUGAAGUUUAUUCUUGGAAAAGACAAUCAUCUUUGAGUAAACCAAAUGUCACUGUUAGAGGGUUCUAUGGAGGAAGGAAGAAAAGAGGUGCUCCAAAACAGACGAAUUGUGUGACUCUCUUAGAUGCUAAUCAGAUCGUCAGGAUUUUGCCUCCAGGAGAAGUCCCUCUAAAAGAUGUCUACCCAAAAGAUGUUAACCCUCCACAAACAGCUGGUUAUAUAGAAGUUACUGACCUCCAAUCAAAGAAACUCCGAUACAUCCCUAUUCCCAGAUCAGAAUCUCUCUCACCCUAUACUUCAUGGCUCUCAAAUAUUUCGGACACGGAUGCACUGCUAGCUGAGUGGGGCAAAGGAGGCAUUGUUACUGUUGACAUGGGAGGUUGCGUCAGGCUUUGGGAAACUGGACUCGAACAUCUGCAACGUUCACUCAUGGAAUGGAGAAACAUGAUUGGACAAGAGGGUGACAGACCUAUGCAGAUAACAAUCAACAGAGAUAGUGGCGAAGAUGUCAGCACCCCCAAACAUGGGAAGGAGGACCCAGACAACAUGCCCCAUGUGGGUGGCAAUACUUGGGCUGGCGGAACAGGCGGAAGAGACACUGCAGGUCUGGGUGGCAAAGGAGGCCCUUACCGGCUAGAUGCAGGCCAUGAAGUGUACCAGGUGUCUGAGGCUGAGAAAGAUGCUGUUCCUGAGGAGGUGCAGCGAGCUGCAAGAGAGAUGGGCCAGAAAGCCUUUCAACAGAGGCUAAAAGAGAUCCAGAUGAGUGAAUACGAUGCUGCAAGCUAUGAAAGAUUUUCAGGGGCUGUUCGUCGACAGGUGCACUCCCUCCGAAUCAUCCUGGAUAAUUUACAGGCUAAAGGUAAAGAAAGACAUUGGCUACGACACCAAGCUACUGGGGAACUAGAUGAUGCCAAGAUCAUUGAUGGGCUGACUGGAGAAAAAGCCAUCUACAAACGCCGGGGUGAUGUGCAGCCACAGCUGGGCAGCCCUCAACAGAAACCCAAACGUCUGUGCCUGGUGGUGGAUGUGUCUGGCAGCAUGUACCGCUUUAACGGGGUGGAUGGCCGGCUCGAACGCUCGAUGGAGGCCGUUUGUAUGGUCAUGGAAGCCUUUGAGAAUUAUGAGGAGAAGUUCAAGUAUGACAUCGUUGGACACUCUGGAGAUGGCUACAACAUUAACCUGGUUCCAAUGAACAAAAUCCCCAAGGACAACAAACAAAGACUAGAAAUUCUCAAGACAAUGUACGCCCAUGCUCAGUUCUGCAUGAGUGGGGACCAUACGUUAGAGGGGACAAAACACGCCAUCCAGGAAAUUGCUAAAGAAGAAGCCGACGAGUACUUUGUCAUAGUCUUGAGUGAUGCAAACCUGUCACGAUAUGGAAUACAUCCUGAGAAGUUUGCCCAGAUCCUGACAAGCAACCCGCAAGUCAAUGCUUUUGCCAUUUUUAUUGGAUCCUUAGGUGAUCAAGCAACCAGGCUUCAGAGAACUUUACCAGCAGGCCGGUCUUUCAUUGCCAUGGAUACCAAGGACAUCCCUCAGAUUUUGCAACAGAUCUUCACCUCCACCAUGUUGUCAAGUGUUUAA
Orycteropus afer afer is the source of this 5721-nucleotide messenger RNA. It is a transcript of the gene VWA8, whose product is annotated as von Willebrand factor A domain containing 8. The transcript has 45 exons. Gene Ontology annotation, molecular function: ATP binding; ATP hydrolysis activity. Bases 1 to 5721 code for a protein of 1906 amino acids. The record is from RefSeq and is a predicted model, not a curated record. Gene Ontology annotation, cellular component: cytoplasm. Lineage: Eukaryota; Metazoa; Chordata; Mammalia; Tubulidentata; Orycteropodidae.